Molecule: messenger RNA, 2378 nt
Organism: Lucilia cuprina (Australian sheep blowfly)
Lineage: Eukaryota; Metazoa; Arthropoda; Insecta; Diptera; Calliphoridae
Exons: 14
Coding region: 12-2333 (773 amino acids)
Source: RefSeq, a predicted model, not a curated record
ACAUUAACAUAAUGAAAAAUUCAUUAAAAAUAUAUGCCAUUUUGGCUAUAACAACAGUUGUCGUAAUACAGACAGCAAAAGCUGCAAAAUUUUUGCAAAACAAACCCGAUUUCAUAGUGCCCUGUUAUUUAGAAGAUCCACAAUUUAACAAAUGUUAUGCCAAAAACUUUGAGGGAAUAUAUCGCGAGUGGAAAGAUGGCUUGCCUGGUUUUAAGGAAGCUGGCUCCUAUGAUCCUUUAUAUGUUAAACGUGUGGUUAUUGCUCAAGAUGCCAAUAAUCCGGUGGCCUUAAAUGCUGAACUAAUUAAUCUAGUUAUAACGGGUGUCAGUCAUAUGCAAGUGCAAGAUGCCAGUUUUAAUCCAAAAUCACUGAAAUCAACUCUUAAAUUGUUUGUGCCCAAAUUACGCUUUGAUUCAGAUUAUAAACUAAAAGGACGUAUUUUGAAUUUGGCCUUAAAUGGCAAUGGUAAAGCUCUAAUUGAAAUUGAUAAUUUCGUUUUAAUACUUAACAUCCAAUUGAAAUUGCGUGACGAGCAUGGUUUAACCUUUACCGAUAUUGAUAAAUUGCAUUUGGAAAUUAAAGACGUUGGCGGCUUUCAUGUACAUUUCGAUAAUCUGUUCAAUGGCCAAAAGGACUUGGAGGAGACUACAAAUGCUGUAUUCAAUGAUAAUUGGCGUGAUUUUUAUGAAGUUUUACGUCCCGCCAUAAGAGAAUCGGUGGAAUUUAUCAUGAAGGAUCGUCUAUCAAAGGCUUACGGUUAUGUGCCGGGCAAUUAUUUUAUUGCCGAUUUACCAAGUGCUGCCCAGCAUAGGGCCGACUAUUUGAUACCCUGUUAUCUGCAGGAUCCAAACUUUAACAAUUGUUUUGCCAAAAAUUUUCAAGUGCUAUAUACCGAGUGGAAGGAUGGUGUACCCGGUCUCAAGGCGGCAGGUUCAUUUGAUCCGCUCUAUGUAAAACGUAUUAUUAUUUCACAAGAUCCCAAUAAUCAAUUGGCCUUAAAUGCUGAUCUUUCGAAUGUGGUAAUAACUGGUGCCAGUAAAAUGAAAGUUCAAGAAAUCAAAUUCGAUAUAAAAACAUUGAGUUAUUAUGCCAAAAUAUUGGCACCAAAAUUACGUCUUGAUUUCGAUUAUAAACUUAAUGGACGUAUUUUAAAUUUACCUUUAAAAAGCAAUGGCAAGGCUUUCAUGGAAGUUGAAAAUUUCGUAAUGGUUCUUAAACUACAAGUUAAACUACGUGACGAUCAUGGUUUCACCUUUACCGAUAUAGAAAAAUUACACAUGGAUAUUAAAGAUGUUGGCGGCUUCCAUGUUUAUUUCGAUAAUCUUUUUAAUGGCCAAAAAGAUUUAGAGGACAGUAUAAAUGGUGUUUUCAAUGAGAAUUGGCGUGAAUUUUAUCAAAUUGAAAAACCUGCCAUAACUACAUCCAUUCAAGAGAUUAUGAAAGAUCGUCUAUCAAAGGUAUUCAGUUAUGUGCCCGGCAAUUAUUUCAUUGCUGAUAUACCAAGUGCUGCUCAAAAUAUUUACAUAAUGAAUGUGACACUUAAAAUCCUUACCAUCCUGGCCAUAACAACAGCUGUUGCAGUUUCCGCAGCUAAUGCAGCAAAAUUUUUGUCAAACAAACCCAAUUUUUUAACACCCUGUCAUUUAAAAGAUCCAGAUUUUGACAAAUGUUUUAGCAAAAACUUUCAAGCGAUGUUUCGCGAGUGGAAGUCUGGAAUUCCUGGUUAUAAGGCUGCUGGUUCCUUUGAUCCCAUAUAUGUUAAACAUAUUUUGUUUUCUCAAGACCCCAAAAAUCCUGUGGCAUUAAAUGUUGAUCUUUCUAAUGUGGUGAUAACUGGCGCUAGUAAUAUAACCGUUCAAGAAAUCAGUUUCGAUGAAAAAGCGUUAGUUUUACAUGCUAAAUUAUUAGUGCCAAAAUUACAGUUUACUUUCGAUUACAAGAUUAAUGGACAAAUAUUAAAUUUAGUUUUAAAAAGCCAUGGAAAGGGCUUGUUUGAAAUUGAAAAUUUGGGCAUGAUCCUUAACGUACAACUUAAGUUGCGUGACGAACAUGAUUUCACAUUCGCAGAUGUCGAAAAAUUAAAUAUGAGUAUUACAGAUAUAGGUGGUGUUCGUGCACAUUUUGAUAAUCUUUUCAAUGGUCAAAGAGACUUAAAGGAUAGUACAAAUGCUCUUAUAAAUGAGAAUUGGCGAGAUUUUUAUGAAAUUUUAAGACCCGCUGUAACAGAAGCUGUUCAAGAGAUUAUAAAGGAUUACCUAAAGAAGUCAUUAGGUUAUGUACCUAUAAGUUAUUUCAUCGAAGAUCUACCAACUGCUGCUGAGCACAGUGGUUAAAGUUUUUGUGUUGGAAAAACGUUUAGAAAAGAAUGAAUAAAAACA